AUAAAUUUUAAACCAGAUUGCUUUGCUCUGCAGCAGUUAAGUGUAGAAUUCCUAGAGAAGACACGUGGAAAAUUUGUACAAGAAACUCCAGUUUGUUUUAGGAGUUGUUAUAUUCAUUAAAAGCAGUUUUCCUGAUGUUGAUUUCCUCUGAUGCGUCUCCAGCUGUGUUAGCUGAACAGCAGCAAGGUCUAGCAAUGAUCGUGAGAAAUGUGCUCUGGGAGAUUAAGCGUGGGCUGCUCGAAUCUUCUGUGCUGAUCGUAGGUGGCUGCACCUUGUACUAUCUGUGGAAGCAUUUCAAGGAGUUGAGCAGACAGAAGAACGAGGAGGAGAAUCCGUAUGAAUCUCAAAAGCUGUUGAGUGAGUAUCUCCUGUUCCACUUCGGCACAUCGCAGGAAGUGUUCCUGCAUGACCUCGGCCCACCAGAAACUCGAAAUUUCCUGCUGCAGGGUGCGGAGGAAUGCGUGAAACAGUUCAAGGUUCAGAGUGGUGCCCCAAGCAGGGCUUUGGAUAUUGGUUGUGGUGUAGGGAGAGCCUCAUUUGAACUGGCUCACACGUUUCAAGAGGUGGUUGGCAUCGACUUCAGCCACUUGUUCAUAACAACCUGCAAUCAACUUAAGGAUAAGGGCAGGGUCUCUUACUCUGCCACGAUGGAGGGGAACCUGAGGACCCAAUACACUGCUGUGGUGUCGGAGGAUAUUGAUCGUAGUAGAUGUACCUUCAUAUGGGGCGAUGCCUGUAACCUACCAAUAAACCUGGGACUGUUUGGCUGUAUACUAGCGAGCAACUUAAUCUGCCGGCUUCCUGAUCCCUUUGCAUUCUUCCACAGACUCCCGGGCCUAUUGGCUCCGGGUGGAAUUCUUGUGAUCAUAUCUCCUUAUAGUUGGAUGGAAAUGUUCACACCAAAGUCAAUGUGGCUUGGUGGAUAUACGGAUGAUUUUGGCAAAGCGGUGCAAGGAUUUGAUACCAUGAAGAGAGUCCUGUGUCCAGACUUUGAGCUGGUGGUUGAGAAGAACAUGCCUUUCUUCAUGCGAGAGACUGCACGCAAGUACCAGUGGACAGUGGCCCACAUGACCGUAUGGAGAAGGAAACGCUCUUAGAUUUCAACACGCAGGUUUUCUUACAACAAUGGAACACUUGGCUUCGUGACUGAGUUAGAGUCUAUGCAAUCCAUUCAGAUUCAUGUUAGCGUCAAGUCAUCGGGGAAGGGGAAGAAUUUAACCAAAUGUCAAAAUAAGUGGAAGCUCAGUUAAGGUAUAAAUAACAAUAUAAAGAAAUCCUUACACAGUCCAACUCUGGAUUAUGCUAGUUAGUUCUUGCCAAAUGGAUGCCCGAUGGAUUAAUUUUACCCCAUCCAGUAUCAAUCUGUCUUCAAUAGAUAUCACCAGUCAGACCAAAUCUUUGCACUCUAAACCAAGAUUUCUUUUUAAAUAAAAAAAAUUGCCUCCCAAGUAACAUUAACCUUUUAAACAGCUCAGUCCUAUGGUUCUAAACCUAUUGUAAGUUCUUUUUAAAACAUGCAGGAAAGCAUUUAAUUUUUUCCACUUACAUUUUUUUUUACACAGCUUUUUACUUUCAAAUUCUUGUCUCACUGAUCGAUUAGUUCAGACAGCAAGCAGCAAAUGAUUUCCGACAAGUCAAUGCAUAAUAGUGUCAUAUCAAUCAAACAAAGGAUUCAGUCUGAAAACUUGUCAUUACUUUAACAAGAAUUUAUUUUGUUUAGUAUGUAUUUUAGAAGUAAUUUGCCAACCUGAAUAAACUGCCUAAUUCAUCUU
Callorhinchus milii (elephant shark) is the source of this 1772-nucleotide messenger RNA. RefSeq lists its product as uncharacterized. Gene Ontology annotation, molecular function: S-adenosylmethionine-dependent methyltransferase activity. NCBI's taxonomy places the organism in Eukaryota, Metazoa, Chordata, Chondrichthyes, Chimaeriformes, Callorhinchidae. The record is from RefSeq and is marked provisional.